Messenger RNA from Arabis nemorensis, 510 nucleotides. The record is from the annotation of a GenBank genome assembly. NCBI's taxonomy places the organism in Eukaryota, Viridiplantae, Streptophyta, Magnoliopsida, Brassicales, Brassicaceae.
AUGGAAUUGGUUUGUACAACUGACGUGCUCCGGGAGGUCUCAUUCCGAGGUAUCGAGCACCAACCAGGUCUAAUAAAGGAGGGGCCAAGCUUACGGCCUUUCCUUGUUCGAUGCUGCAUGGCGGGAAAUGGACAUGCAGCGACAAUUAAUUUACUACAGUCGCAAAACAGUGUCAGCCGAACCUGUGGGUUCGCACUGUUGCUAUUAUGUUUUGGCAUGGACCGUGACAGUGAAGGAAGACAAGCCAUGGAGGAGUAUAAGGUUACGUGUGGUUCGUUUGACAUAGCUGUGAGAGUAGGGAGGCGAACAUUCUGGGACAUAUCUAAAAUCGGGCCAACGCGAAGGCUCAUCCGUUGUACGACAUGGCAACCAUUAUUGAUAGUACCCCCAUCAGCUCCGGCUCCGGAUUGUGAGGAUUACAAUACACUAAACUCGUGUGCCACAUGUUUGUUUUGGUGGAGGCGACCAUGGUGGCCACUAGGGAUGUUUCUUCCUCCCAAACGUAUGUGA